Molecule: messenger RNA, 7713 nt
Organism: Bufo bufo (common toad)
Lineage: Eukaryota; Metazoa; Chordata; Amphibia; Anura; Bufonidae
Gene: ACAN
Product: aggrecan
Exons: 19
Coding region: 259-5400 (1713 amino acids)
Biological process (GO): cell adhesion
Molecular function (GO): hyaluronic acid binding; calcium ion binding
Source: RefSeq, a predicted model, not a curated record
UUCACACUCACCUACAAUACAGUCCAGCCUUGCUGCUUCUCCUGCUGCUGCCUCAGCUGCCUGCAAAGGACCUGACUUAGUACAUACUAUAAGGGGGAUUUCACAUUCUAAAGGUGGAAGGCUGGGAAACAUCUGGAGGCUGCAGAAGAAGACAUCCAAAACUAUUCUCCAACAAAAAAAACUCAACAAAACUAAGUUUUCUGCCAGGUGUAUGGGACAUAGGUAUUCAAGUACUGCACUGAACUUCUAAGGAAAACUAUGACCACUUUAUUAUUAGUGUUCGUGUGUUUGCGUGUCAUCGCUGCAGCAAUAUCAGAGGAGCUUUCAGACCAUACUCACUCAUUGAGUGUAAGUAUACCGGCAGAAGCUCCUCUGACCUUUCAACUAGGACAGUCAAUUACCAUCCCCUGCUACUUCAUCAAUGCUUUGGAACACGUGACCGUGGCCCCCUCAACAGCUCCAUUGACACCAAGAAUCAAAUGGAGCAGGCACAACAAAGGACGAGAGACGGUUCUACUGGUAGCCAUUGAUGGUCAAAUUCGUGUGAAUGAAGCCUACAAAGGACGUAUUUCAAUGCCAAAUUAUCCUCUCAUCCCUACUGAUGUCAGUUUGGAAAUUGUAAAUCUAUUGUCUAGUGAUUCAGGAAUCUACCGUUGUGAGGUCAUGCAUGGAAUUGAGGAUAGUCAAGACACAGUACAAGUCAAUGUGAAAGGGAUCGUUUUCCACUAUAGAGCCAUCUCCACCAGAUACACCUUGGACUUUGAAAAUGCCAAAAAAGCCUGUAUUCAGAACAGUGCCACUAUUGCUACACCAGAGCAACUCCAAUCUGCAUAUGAUGAUGGAUACCACCAGUGUGAUGCCGGUUGGCUUUCUGACCAGACUGUACGUUACCCAAUCCAUAGUCCACGUGAACCAUGCUAUGGUGAUAAAGAAACCUUUCCAGGAGUUAGGACAUAUGGUGUUCGAGAUACUGAUGAAACCUAUGAUGUAUAUUGCUAUGCUGAAGACAUGCAAGGUGAAGUCUUCUAUGCAACAUCUGCUGAAAAGUUUACUUUUGAUGAAGCAGAAAAGCAAUGCCAAGACCUAGGAGCCAGGCUUGCCACUACGGGAGAACUCAAUCUGGCUUGGCAAACUGGCAUGGAUGUGUGCAGUGCAGGUUGGCUGGCCGAUCGCAGUGUUAGGUAUCCAAUUGCCUUUCCACGUCCCAACUGUGGCGGAAACUUAGUUGGAGUCAGAACAGUUUAUCUCCAUCCUAACCAGACUGGAUAUCCAGAUCCACUUUCUCGUUAUGAUGCUAUCUGCUACAAAGAUGAUGCUGACAACAUUACCAUUCAAACUGUGACACAGCCUGGCCUGACCCUCAUCUUCCACCGGAAUGUUACUGAAGAGGAAGCUCGUGGCAUUACUCCUUUAGAAGGACUAGACUUCACCCUCACACCUUCUGAAGAUGGCUUUACAGCAACUCCCGAAUUCCCUGGAACACCUAUUAGUCAAGACCUUCUGCCAACAGGAGAAAACAUCACAGAAGAUGGACUUCAGCUAUGGUUGGAAAAUAUCACAGCUGUUCCUUCCAUUGAAGUCACUGGCACAGCAGAAGAGGAAAUCUUACCAGUUACUGCAGCUAUUGAUGUCGCUGAGCCAGGAAAACCAAUAUCUGACACUGGUGUUGUGUUCCAUUACCGAGCUGGAUCCAGUCGAUAUUCCCUCAACUUCACCCAGGCCAAGCAGGCUUGUCUGGACAAUGAUGCUGUUAUUGCAUCUGCUGCUCAGCUCCAGGCUGCCUAUGAAGCUGGUUUCGAUCAAUGUGAUGCUGGGUGGCUAUCAGAUCAGACUGUCAGAUACCCCAUUGUGAAUCCUCGUGAGAACUGCCAUGGAGAUAAGAAUGGAUUCCCAGGGGUGAGGAAUUACGGAGUUAUGGAUGCAUCAGAAGAUUAUGAUGUAUACUGUUAUACUGACAAGCUACGAGGUGAAGUGUUUUUUGUAACCCAGCCAGAUCAAUUCACUUUGCAAGAAGCAGCUGAAUUUUGUCAGAGCAAGAAUGCCACACUAGCUUCCACCGGCCAACUUUAUGCUGCCUGGAGAUUGGGAUUUGAUAAGUGCAGAGCAGGGUGGCUGUCUGAUGGUAGCGUUCGUUACCCUAUCGUGACACCACGUAAAGUUUGUGGAGGUGGAAAAGCUGGAGUAAGAACGGUCUAUGUGCAUCCAAAUCAGACAGGAUUUCCCGAUCCUGUAUCAAAACACCAUGCCUUUUGUUUCAGAGCCUCCAUAUUUGAAGAAGAUGAAAUUCUAAUAGAAAAAGUGGUACCUAUUUUGGAGGGGCUGCCUUCUGGGGAACCAACUCUGGAACCAGUGAUUGCCACUGAGUUUGAAAACGAGACAGAUUUCUGGCUGACAAAUGUCACUGCUCUUCCCACUGUUGAAAUACUAGAAACAGUGCAUCCUUCAGCUAUUCCCCCCUUGAGCGUUAUUCCAGAAGUUGUAAGUGGAGAUGCAUCUGUUGAAAUCAGCGGAGUUAGUGGCAUCUCAUCUGGUGAAGUAUCUGGAGAAAUCAGUGGAGAUGUAUCUGGAAUUUCUGGAAUUAGUGGAGAACCCUCUGGGAUAGAAGCAAGUGGGUUGCCUUCUGGAGUUGAAAUCAGUGGGGAGCCAUCUGGAAGUGGACUGCUAUCUGGUUUUGACCUUUCUGGAGAAACAAGUGUUAGUGGUCUUCCAUCUGGAGACGUUUCUGGUGAAUUACCAUCAGGUGCAUUUGAAGCUAGUGGUCUGCCUUCUGGUUUAUCUUCUGGAGAUGAAAGCAUAUCUGGAUCAGCUUCAGGAAUCCUAGACACUAGUGGACUGCCAUCAGUAGAUAUAAGUGGAGACAUUUCUGGUGUGGCAUCUGGUAUUGAACUAGUUAGUGGUUUACCUUCAGGGCUAGAGUUUUGGAGUGGAGAUAUUAGUGGACUGUCAUCAAGCAGUGGAGAUUUCAGUGGACUGCCAUCAGGGUUUCCAACAAUUAUUCAUGUGGAUACAACUUGGAUAGAAAGUGCAACAAAAACACCAGAAACAGAAGCAGAAGGCAAAGGUCUAACUGAAUUCAGUGCAUCAGGAGAGCUAUCUGGGUUACCAUCAAGUGAUUUCAGUGGCAUAGCUUCAGGUCUAGAAAUCAGUGGUGAUUUUUCUGGAUUAGACAUUAGUGGACAACCUUCUGGAUUCUUUGAUGUAAGUGGAGAUGUCUCAGGUCUUGAUGUUAGUGGAUUUCCAUCUGGAUUCUCUGGAAGUAGUGGAGACCUUUCAGGCCUACCAUAUGCAAGUGGGGAUUUUUCUGGUAUUAGUGGUGAAGCAUCGGGAAUAAUUGAUAUCAGUGGUGAAGUAUCUGGAAUAAGUGAUAUCAGCGGCGAUAUAUCUGGAUUAUUAGAUAUUAGUGGGGAUUUUUCUGGUAUAAGUGGUGAAAUCUCUGGAGCAUUCGACAUUAGUGGACAUCCAUCUGGAAUACUUGAUAUCAGUGGUGUGAGUUCUGGUAUUUUUGAUGAAAGUGGUGAAUCAUCUGGAGUUACUCUUAUAGAUGGACGUUUAACGGAACUUUUCAGACCAUUAGACAGGGAAGUGGAAGGACAGGGGUCAGUGGAAACUAGUGGUUUGUUUUCGGGUGAUUUCUCGGGUGAAGUAUCUGGAAUUUCUGGCAUUAGUGGUGAACCAUCAGGCUAUAUAGAGAGCAGUGGUUUUGUAUCUGGAGGCAUUCCUAGUGGAGAGGUAGACAUCAGUGGACUCUCAAGUGGUGUUGACUUUAGUGGAGACACAUCUGGAAUUGGAUUUGUUAGUGGUUUUGCAUCUGGUAUUGAAGACCUAAGUGGACUUACAUCAGGAAUCCCUACAAUAUCUCAUAUAGAUUUUACUUUAGUAGAAGCCCCAACAACAGGACCUUUUACAGAGGAGGCAGGUCAGGGACCAUCAGGAAUGUUUGAGAUUAGUGGAUUUCCUUCUGGAGAAGCAUCUUCAGGGACAUCUGGACUUCGUGAUUUAAGUGGAGAGCCAUCUGCCACACAAGAAAGUGGAGACAUUUCCGGAUUUACUUCAGGGCUUCCUGAAAUCAAACUAAUAACUGAUGAUUUAAUUGAAGCUGCUACCAAACCGACAGUUUCACAAGAGUUAGGUGGUGUGACUGUUCCAUACAUUAUCGAAAGCUCUGCUUCUGGGGAUAUUAGUGGUGAGGCACCACUUUCUGUUCCUGAAGUAAGUGGAGAUCCAUCUGGAAUUCCAUUGACAAGUGGUGAACCUGUUGAUGGAAGUGUUGACACAUCUGGUUAUCAAACUGUUUCUUCACAAGAUUUGUCUGGUGAAACAUCAGUACCUGACAUAAUUAUUAGCACAUCAAAACCAGAAUCUGAGUUAACAAUUGUCUCAAAGGAACCUGAGGAAGCAAAAAAAGACACUGAACUAUCUACGUCUGCAUCAGGAGAUAUUAUGGAUGAGGUAGAACCUCUGACCCCAGCACCAUUGAUGGAAGCAACACCACAAGUUCUUCCUGAUGUAAAUUAUGUUGAAGGAAUUAUUGGGAAAUGCACAGAUAUCCAGUGUGGAACUGGAACAUGUGUAGAAAAUACAGGGCGAGUACACUGUCUGUGUCCACCAGGAUAUGGAGGAGACAGCUGCGAUAUAGACAUUGAUGAGUGCCUCCCAAGCCCUUGUGUGAAUGGAGCUACCUGCGUUGAUGGCAUCGACUCAUUCAAAUGCUUAUGCCUUCCCAGCUACGGAGGGGACCUAUGUCAGAUCGAUCUUGAGAUGUGUGAUGAAGGAUGGACCAAAUUCCAAGGACACUGCUAUAAACACUUCUCAGAAAGGGAAACCUGGGUGGAUGCAGAAAACCUUUGUCGUAGCCAUCAGUCACAUCUAUCUAGCAUCUUGACCCCUGAAGAACAAGAAUUUGUGAAUGGCAAUGCACAAGACUAUCAAUGGAUCGGACUCAAUGAUAAAACUCUCGAGAAUGACUUCCGUUGGUCUGAUGGCAGUCCUAUGCUAUAUGAAAAUUGGAGACCAAACCAGCCAGAUAACUUCUUUGCCACAGGAGAAGACUGUGUGGUGAUGAUCUGGCAUGAGAGAGGCGAAUGGAACGAUGUGCCCUGCAAUUACCACCUUCCAUUUACAUGCAAGAAGGGAACAGUGGCUUGUAAUGAUCCUCCAGCGGUUGAGAAUGCUCACACAUUAGGAAGACAGAAGGAGCGAUAUGAAAUCAGCUCACUAGUUCGAUACCAGUGUAACCAAGGUCUUCUUCAGCGUCAUGUUCCUAUAAUUCGGUGCCUACCAAGUGGGCAGUGGGAAGAGCCAAGAAUACAGUGCAUAGAUCCUUCCACUUACAGACACAAGAGAACCCUUAGACGUCGAUCGAAAUCCACUAACAGAGUUGCACAGAACACGACCCAUUAAAAGAAAAAGACAAAAAAAAUUUAUUGUAAAGAACAUUUAUAUUAACAAUGUCAAUUUCUUUUUGUUUUGUCAUAUAAGGAGUUUAUAUUGAAGAAAAUCCCAAGCUGUAUAUAUAAAAAAAAAAAACACCAAAGCAAAUUAGGUUUCAGAAUUGUAACUUAUGGUCAAAGAAGUGCCUUUGUCAGGGAUCAUGUUGUGCCUUUCUUAAUGGAGGGUGGAAGAGUUGAGUGGAAAUAGGACAAGGCUACGUGAAGCCAUAAAGACUUUCUCCCCCCUGCCUUAACUAAAUAUAAUGUGAUAAUAAUGUAAUAUUUUAUUAUUUAAACUCCAGGCUGGCCGAAUUUAAUAAAAAAAUAUAAAUAUAGAAACAAAUACAUUGCACAUUAAGGACCUUAAAUUAAAAAAUAAAUUGUGAAAAAUCGCUGAAUGUAUCUCAAAUGUGAGAGGACAAAGGGGUGGGGUGGGUGAGAGAUGGAGAAGACAGAAUGUCCACGUAUGUGCUUGAACUGUGUAAUGGUAUCUGAGCUACAAGCAGUAGGCACAUUUCAUAUGUGUUACCAUGAAUAGUCCUCUCCCACUGUACUCAAAGGUUACCAAGGUCAUGCUCAGAAAGCUUUUGCUGGAGUACAUGUUAUAGAUCUGUAUGGACCUACCAUAGAGAUAAGCUUGUUGUCAAGACAAGACCUUUCAGGGGAGGCUUCUGCUAUAAAGGAUUCAUUCAUGCAUGGCCCAACGCUGCUCAUCUAAUAGAUUCUUACUUCAUAUGUAUAAGUAUGCUCUGAAAUUUUUGCACACACAUUAUAUACUAACUCUGCACUUAAGUAACAAUGCACUUAACUAGUCUUUACAGUUUAUUUCUUUCCUUAUGUAUGGAUGAGUCAAUUGGACAAGCCUUUGUCUUGUCACCCAUCCUUUAUGUAUAUCUAUUCAUAGAUGUCUUCUACAAUGCAAUGCUUCUUGUCUGUGCAACUGUUAUGUUGGCAAAUUAUGAUACUAUUAGGAUAUAGCUUGGCAUGCCCUGUAAUGUGCAAAUCUAUUGGACCACUGGGACACCCUGUGGAUUUGUGAAAUGCUUGACAAAGGCGUGUCUGUGUCUCAUAAAUCAUCCAUAACCUUGAAUGCAAGAUAUCAUAUCUAUGAUACACCUAGGCCAAUGCCAUGUUCUAUCAUGUGGCUGAAUGAAAUCUGCAGUGGGGCCUACUAUAGCUCUAUAAUAGGGCGAGGACUAUUACUAGAACGUGGACAGGUUUUCUGAAAAAUGAUAACACAAUCCACCAGCACUCUACUUCCCCUGCAUUGCCAGCUGUGCCUGUGUCUCUUUAAUAGAACCUCAUGACUCCCCGUAGUAGGACUGAAACAGUUUGCUUCUAUUUCCCCACCUUUGCUCCGGGGACCGUGCAGUGCAUGACGUUUCCGUGCACCUAUUUAUAUUAAAAAAUUAUGUAAUGUUAUUAAAAAAUACAAUUGGAAUACUAAGUUCUAUUUUUUAUUUAAAUGGAGUUGCAAUAUUCUCCUAGAGUUCUGGAGGAGCCUCUAUUUGUAAUGUCAGGUACAACAUUUUCUAUAUAUAUAUUUUUUUUUGUAAAAAGCAAAGCAAAUAUUGUAUAAAACGUGCAUAGAGAGAAGACAGAGUAAAGAAUGUGUAACAUCAGAAAAAAAAAUUGUGAAAUGUGCAAAAUAAAAAAGCAAAACCUGUUGUAUUUUAUUUUACUGGAUUUGCCGUGAUCUAUUUGGGCCAAGGUAUGAAUAUGCUGCCAGGCAAAGGUGUGUGAAUACUGUGUGUAUAUUGAGUGACUUACAAACUUUGAUACAAAGACUUAGUGUUCGGGCUGUGCCAAAGUGUUUUUAUUCCGGUAAUAGGCGAUACUUGUCUAUUUAUGGUCGUCUGGAACCCACAGGAAAGGUAGUUAUUUCCCCAAAUAUUUCAAUUUGGAUUCUGAACAGCUUGGUUAACCUUUUGAAGUCACAUUCCAUAUGGACAAGUCCUAUAAUGAAGAUGUUUACAAAAUGCAGCAAAGCUAACUUAAAAAUAAACUUUAUCAUUUCAUUUUUGAACUUGGUAAAAGAAAUGGUUUGGAAAUGAUUACCAUUGAAUUUUAUCUGCCUCCUUGUGGCAUAUUUGCUUUGUGGAACACAAGUGCAUUUGGACUCUCACUAUAGUAAGACUUGGUGGGCAUCUGCCACUGCUUUUAAUUCAGUAAUGUUUCAUUGUUAACCCAUAGUACUGCAGACAAAUUGUUAUGCUAUACUUGUAUGUGUCAAACAUACUCUCAUGACACUCCUCACAGACUUCAUACACUGAAAGCCAAUGGA